AAAUAGCAACCAUCAGCUAAGAAUAAUCACAAAACGUAAAUCCUUUUUAGCAUCUCACAAUCAAUAGAUAGUAUUUUAUGAUUUCUGUAUGAGCUCAUCACUCGUGACCUCUGCAUUGGCUCCCUGUCUACUUUAAAAUUCACAACCCUGCAAGGACAAGCCGAUACGGAAAAUGAAUGGAUGGAUGUAUUUUUGGCCUUUGUAUACAGUUACACUCACUAAAUUGUAACAUUACUGAAAAGUUCAUUAAUUUCAGUAACUUAAUUCAUUAAGUGAAACACAUUAUAGAUUCAUUACACAUUGCACACAUAGUUAGAUGUUUCCAAGCCUUUAUUGCCAUUAAUUAUGUUUUUACUCUUACAGCUAAUGAAAACACAUGAUUACAAUAUUACAUCAGACUAGUAGAAUAAAACCUUAGUGCAGAAAUGUCAAUGUAAUUAAAAUGUUGUUUAUUGUCUGCUUAAAGAUAGUUUUUUAUAAAUGUGCUUUUAAUCUGCAAAACAAGCUCUUUGGAAAACAUGUUGAUUGAAUAAUUUUGCAUUACUCUCCCUUUAAAUAUCUUUAACACUUUGUAUCAGAGUGUUCAAAUCAACAAACUUGACCUCCGUGUGACUAAAUCUUGUCUCAAGCACAAAAGAGUCUUUUCAGUUGUUACUUCAUGUUGGUCAGACCCUUUUCUACCUACUUUCAUCCUCAACCUUAAGUCUAUGUUAAAAUUUUUGUUUUGUUAGUUUGGCUUUCCAAGCCUACACAUAUUUCUCACUAAAUUAUUGUGUUUGUUUCAUAUGCCUGGUAUACAUGCUGCUUGUGGGUGUAUGAUUUCAAUUUUAGUUCGAAUUUUUCUUGUAGCUUAUUUGUUUUUCAGUUUUUGUUCUUGUUUAUUUGUUCUGGAUAUGGUGCUCAACACUUUGACCAAUGAGAACUGCAUUUAUAAGUGCUAUGUAAAUCUUAGGGAUGCACCAAUACAAAGUUUGGCCUGAAAUCAAUAUCCAAUAUUAAUAUUACUGUUAUGGCCAAUAAUCAAUAUGUACCGAUAUUAUAUAUAUUUCACUGCGGUUUUGGCACCUUUGGAGAAAAACCAUUAGAAACAGAUAAAAAUAAAUAUUGGUUGUUCAUAUCAGCCCAGUUUUAUUUAUUAGACCGAUAUCGAUAUGUUAAAAAAUUCCUAAUAUCAGCUGAUACCAAUGUUGGUGCCAAUAUAUCAUGCAUCCCUAUUAAAUCAAGCAUUUCUUAAUUUUCCGAUAGCCUUUUUUUCCCAUUUUUCUGUGAACAAAAUAUUAAACUUCCCCCAAAUCAGGAUUCUGAAGCAAUGCUUAACGAAGUGGUUCAACAUUGAAGAAUGGAGUUGGAGCUCACUGGUCUUUUUUGUUUGUUUAUUUGAAGUACCCCAGUAUCUGUGUGAAAUAUAAGUUCUCUUGAGACAGGCGAGAUUUUUAUAUUUUCCACAAAACUUCAAGUAAACCUUAUAGCCAUGAUUACCUAUGAUUACCCUCAACAUUUUUUUCUAGGUAAUCACACAUCAUGUUUGGUACACAAACAGCAAUAUUUUCAGAUAUUCAAAUAUUUUGUCCCACUUAAAGGACUAAAUAUCCUAAGUUUUCUUAAGAACCGUGGUGGAAUGCUUUGCAGGUAGUGGGCCCUCAAAUAACGUCAUGCAAGCUUGAAACAGUCCUGUACAGAAGCCAAUAUUUAAGAAAAAAAAGACAAGAACGUCUUUUGUUUUAACUUUUUUUCCACCAAACUACGACAUAACUGCAAUCAGGUAAUAACAUUAAGUAGAUUUUAGCCACGCUUGAUCAAAAAGUAAUUUAUCUUUUUUUCUUCCCCAGAAUAAUAUUGGACACACAGAGGCAUGCCGUCGGACAUAAUUUCACAAGCAGGCUGUAGAGUGUGGCAUCCCACACGCACACUUACAAGACACAAACCUAUAGUGUCCAGAUUGAGUUUUCGCACUCAGUGAUGGGAUUUGAUACGUUCGUCAUGGUUUACGCACAGCAUCCCAACCGCUUUGAGACUCGACAUACUGCAUAGGCUGCGGCAACACCUGUAACGUGCGCGACGAGCCACAACUGUCAUAGUGGAAACAAUAAAACUAGUCCUGUUUCAUUAGGAGCUUAAAAAUUGAAUUCAUUACGGUUUAUCUAUGCAGCGUGUUAAUUAUGAGUUUGAUGCAUUUUGCUUCAACAUGAUCACGUGAGAUGUCAUGUAGCUACACUUUUGCAAAUAGUUUACAUGGUUUCAACUGAUCUAUAGACACUGACAGAUGCAAGCCCUCACAGUGAGGUCCAGCAGCGCUCAUGGAGAAGAAACGAGGUGCUGAAAUCAAUGUCAAAAUUAAUAUUUGUGCAUGUCAGCUACUGAUUAAAACGUCGGCAAAGUGCUGUUGAUAUGCUGCAGUUUGUCAUUCAAACAUUUCUCCCAUUCAGCGAUGCUGUGUUUCCUCCCCUGAUGAAGGCGGUAGGUUGGGGUUGCAUUUAACAUCAAUCACAUCCAGUGCACGGAGCGCACACAGUCUUCAGUCUAUCAGUUGGAGAGUGUAUGCUCUCGCCUGGGGUGUCGGAUAUGCGCUCCUCUCCUGUUUUAUCCUGUUGAAAAAAUCGGAUGCCCUUUUCGCUGGAAAAGCGUUGGGGAGUAGCUCCACCGGACCUGCCUUUUCCCAAUCACUCGAACAAAGCCUGAAGUUGGGACUUGAGGAGUUUUCAGCACCACUUUUUCGUGGACAGCGCUCGCAAUGAAUUCCGGAGACCGACGCAGCCUCGAAAUGCGUUUGGAUUCCCGCUGGAUACAAUUGAGUUACAGUGUUUCUUCACUGAAUGCACAACCGUAGUUUUUCAGGAAACCUUCUACUCUCCUAAUAUUCCAGCAGAAAAAUGAACGUUUUUUCCUUGGAUAUGGGUCACUCCAUGUAGAUUCCCCGUGGGCAGGAGAGCUGGGAAUUCGCUCUGAAGCCUGUGGACCUGAGACGGCCCGAGGGCUCUGACAUAUACCAAAUCCCUGCCCAGGGGAAUGGUGGAGAUUAAAAACUUCUGAUUGAGGUAGAGAGGAAAGGGACACAAAGACAGGGAGGGAGAGACGGAAGAGGAAAAAAGCUUAUCGUUCACCUUUGUUCUUGUUAAUGCCCCGAGUGAAGGAUCUCCAAAGAAUAACAGAAGACACAAAAACAGCUGCCCACAACAGUGGUCAAAGGAUGGAGUGAGUAAAAGAAAAGAAAGAAGCAGGAUUACAUCCUGAGAAAGAGCCAAGCUCAUAUUCUACUCUAAUUGAAUGCCUGAGAGAGGGCAUAGACAUGAGAGGAAUCCUUUUCUGUGAAAACUGCUUCAAGAGGCAGUGCAAUUAACCCUCUGGCCAUCAUAAAAUAAUACCUGGCUAUUGUUGUUUCCUGAUUGCUGGUGUGGAUUCGUGCUCGAACGGUGAUCAUGUUUCAGCCUCCAGCCUGUAGACCAAAUCAGAAUGGCUGUCAGAGAAACAUCCACAUUCUGCUGGUGCUGCUGCUGCUGCUUCUUUACAGCUCCCUCAAGGCCUCUUUGGCUGCCAAACCCAAAGGGCCAGGACAAACGCAUUUGAACUCCAUCCGCAUUGACGGAGAUAUCUCCUUAGGUGGGCUGUUCCCUGUGCAUGCCAGGGGCCAUGAUGGCAAACCCUGCGGGGAGCUGAAGAAGGAGAAGGGUAUACACAGACUGGAAGCCAUGCUCUUUGCCCUUGACCGCAUAAAUAAUGAUAAUAAUCUCCUGCCUAACAUCACACUGGGAGCAAGGAUCCUGGACACCUGUUCCAGGGACACUCACGCCUUGGAGCAGUCGCUCACCUUCGUCCAGGCUCUGAUCGAGAAGGACGGGACAGAUGUCAAAUGCCUCGGCGGGGGGGCGCCAAUCAUCACCAAACCUGAGAGGGUGGUGGGCGUCAUCGGCGCGUCUUCGAGCUCCGUUUCCAUCAUGGUGGCCAACAUACUGCGCCUGUUUAAGAUACCCCAGGUGAGCUACGCCUCUACAGCGCCGGAGCUGAGUGACAACACCCGCUACGACUUCUUCUCCCGUGUGGUGCCUCCAGACACGUAUCAGGCCCAGGCCAUGGUGGACAUUGUUAAGGCCAUGCGCUGGAACUUUGUCUCCACUGUGGCCUCAGAGGGAAACUACGGAGAGAGUGGAGUUGAUGCUUUCAUUCAGAAGUCUCGGGAGGACGGUGGUGUGUGCAUCUCACAGUCAGUUAAGAUUCCCCGAGAACCAAAGCAGGGAGAGUUUGACAAGAUUAUGCGAAGACUCGGAGAAAAUACAAAUGCAAGAGUCGUCAUACUUUUUGCCAACGAAGACGAUAUCAGGAGACUACUCCAUGCAGCAAAAAAGGCCAACCAGACGGGUCAUUUUAUCUGGGUGGGUUCAGACAGCUGGGGCUCAAAGAGCGCUCCGGUUGAGAACCAGGAGGAGGUGGCAGAGGGAGCAGUCACCAUCUUGCCGAAGCGCCAGUCCAUCAAAGGGUUUGAUAGGUACUUUAUUAGCCGCACACUGGAAAACAACAGAAGAAAUAUCUGGUUUGCUGAGUUCUGGGAGAACAACUUCAAAUGCAAACUCAGCCGUCACGCCGUGAAGAAAGGGUCCGGCCUCAAAAAGUGCACAAAUCAGGAGCGAAUAGGAAAGGACUCGGAUUUUGAGCAAGAAGGAAAGGUUCAGUUUGUUAUAGACGCUGUAUAUUCGAUGGCUCAUGGCUUGCACAACAUGCACAAAGAACUCUGCCCUGGGAAGGUGGGUCUCUGCACAAAAAUGGAUCCCAUUAAUGGUACCCAUCUCCUCAAGCAUAUUCGUCGGCUAAACUUCUCAGGCAUAGCUGGCAACCCAGUGCUCUUCAAUGAAAAUGGAGAUGCCCCGGGACGCUACGAGAUCUACCAAUAUCAGAUCAGAAACCGAACACCUGAAUACAAAGUCAUUGGUCACUGGACAGACCAGCUACAUCUGAAUGUGCGUUCAAUGCAGUGGCCGGGCGGAGUCCGUCAGGUUCCGACCUCAAUCUGCAGUCAGCCCUGUCAGCCAGGCGAGCGCAAGAAGAUUGUGAAGGGCAUUCCUUGCUGCUGGCAUUGCGAGCGUUGUGAUGGAUAUCAGUAUCAGGCAGACACCUACACAUGUAAAAUGUGUCGCUUUGAUUUGCGUCCCAAUGAGAAUCACACAGGUUGUGUUCCAAUCCCCAUUGUUAAGCUGGAGUGGAGCUCCCCCUGGGCUGUCAUCCCUGUGCUCAUCGCAGUCCUUGGCAUCAUGGCCACUUUGUUUGUGGUGGUCACGUUCGUCCGCUACAAUGAUACUCCAAUUGUGAAGGCAUCAGGGAGAGAGCUGAGCUAUGUGCUGCUAACUGGAAUCUUUCUCUGUUAUGCCACAACAUUCUUGAUGAUUUCUACCCCUGACGUAGGAAUUUGUUCCCUCCGUCGGAUCUUCCUGGGCCUGGGGAUGAGCAUUAGCUAUGCCGCUCUGCUCACCAAAACCAACCGUAUUUACCGGAUCUUUGAGCAGGGCACCAUGUCUGUAAGUGCACCCAGGUUCAUUUCUCCAGCCUCUCAGCUUGUCAUCACGUUCACACUGGCUUCAGUGCAGCUGCUCGGGGUGUGCAUCUGGUUUGGUGUGGAUCCCUCCAAGGCCAUAAUCGACUAUGAAGACCAGAGGACAUCCAACCCUGUGCUGGCUCGUGGUGUGCUCAAGUGUGACAUCUCUGACCUAUCCCUUAUCUGCUUGCUGGGCUACAGUAUGUUGCUCAUGGUUACCUGUACUGUCUAUGCCAUCAAAACAAGAGGAGUACCUGAGACAUUCAAUGAGGCCAAACCCAUUGGUUUCACAAUGUACACAACCUGCAUUAUUUGGCUUGCAUUCAUCCCAAUCUUCUUUGGCACUUCACAAUCAACAGAAAAGAUGUACAUCCAAACUACCACACUAACCAUCUCUGUGAGCCUGAGUGCUUCGGUGUCCCUCGGGUUGCUCUACAUGCCCAAGGUCUAUGUAAUUCUUUUACACCCAGAGCAGAAUGUGCCAAAGCGCACUCGCAGCCUGAAGGCUGUGGUUACCGCCGCCACCAUGUCCAACAAGUUCAACCCCAAGGCUGGACUCAGACCCAAUGGAGAGGCCAAGACUGAACUAUGCGAAAGCCUGGAAACACAAUAGGCCAAGAGGGUAUUGGUGUUAAGAAAUAACUUUGGGAGUUUAAGCCUUCUCCACAAAGCAAACCUACAUCAGCUACAGCAACCAUGCAAUCUAAGGGACAAAGGUUCUUAUCUCAAUUCAAGAUUUCCACCCCGGCGGAGAAAAAAAAUACAAGCGGUGGAAUUUCACAGCAGAAAAAAAAAAAGAAGUGUCAUUGUGUAGUGGGAGAUCGCACAAGCAUUGCCCAAAGACAUGACACGCUGAGGAGAAUCCACAAAGAGGGGCAGAGAUGGACAAAAGAGACGAAGGGACAGAUAAAUGUACAAUUUUAAGGUUCCAUCUUCUGUCAACCAAGAGUACACACACGCCGACAAAAAAAGAAAAAUACUAACAGGACAGAGGCCUGGAGACUGAAAGAUGGAGUUUUUCUUUAGUGUUUACAUUUCAGUUAUGCCGUCUUUUAGAGACUCCUGUCAUCUUACGCACUGCUGACUGGAACUGAAUCCAAAUGUUCUUAGUGUUAUCUUCAAGUACUUUAAAGGCAUCACAAGGGAUUAAUCAACACCAAAAAGGCAUGAAGACAUGAUCCAUGGACUUCUAAAACGGGCUUCUGUUUGUUUUUAUUCAUAAUACAUUCCAGUCUUAUGACUCAGAUGACUGGGAACGGGGAUCAUCUCAACAAUGCAGCAGAUCUGUACCAGACUACAUGUGUUUUUCUGUCCUCUGUCAAGGUCCAACUGAGUUAAGAAGGACCACGCUUAUAUAAGAGGAUAUUUGCCGUUUUUGAGCAUGCCAGUUUCAACAUCCUGUAUUGUGUUGUUUACCAAAUAAAAUAAGGAAAAAAUUAUGAAGAAAAAACUACAAUAUCUUUGGAAUGCUUUUAAACUUUGUUGCAGCGUUGUUGAAAUUGUUUUGGCACGAGCCUACUGUACGUUCAAAAAUCUGUUCUCAAUUGGUGAAAAGGUCUAGUGAGUGAUUGUUUAUCUGUGCUUAAGUGAGAUCAUGAUUUGUAUUAACAGCUAGCCUAAAAGGCUGCCACUGCCCUCCUCAUACUUGUAUGUACUUUGAAACGGUGGACCACGGUCGGUGUUUUAGCCGUGGGGAUCUCACUGUGAGCCGUCAUCCAGGAUGACCCUUCCAUCACUGCCAUCAGUUACCCUCCCGGUCACAUGAGAAAACGUACGGCUGAAGCUUAGCUGUACAGAUCCAUUAGCAAGGGAAUUAAGAUGAAGUAUGCCCUUGUGGAGAUCAUACAGUUUGCCCUGAGGAUGAUAUCCAUAAUGGGCAGGCUACAGAGAAAAUUCAUUACUGUACAUGUCCUCUUCUGGCACUCUCAUGAUAAGAGGGAGGGGUAAGAAAGUUGUAAAGCUUUUCAACAAAUGAAAAUCAAAUUGCAAAAGAUAUGCUAUAUCUCUAUAAAUCCACCCCCAGCUUGCUGAAUAGAUUAAUAUUUGCCUUUGUGCAGAAUAAAAGCCCUCUGAUGUCUUGGGAAAAAUGUUGUGGGGUCAUUUGUGUUGUGAGUUCAGUGCUGCUUCUCAUGCCUCCCUCUUUAUUACUUUCAACACCAUUUGUGUUGCAGAAUAAAAUGUGAGUGCUGACCAAAUUAAAUGGCAAGUUAAUGUAUGUUAUUAAAUAGAUUGAUGAUGUCUGCUUUAUGUCCUGACAUAUCCUAAAAUUGAGGAAAAUUUACAAAAAGAUGCAGUGCCUGGCUAUAUGACUAUGUAUUUGUAAAACCUCAAGAGAACUUAAGAAGUGUGUGAAGCAUGUUUAGUUUUUUUUUAUACAAAAUUUAUUAUUUCUAUUAAAAAUGUUUUAAAACAUCUGCGUCCAAUUUUAGGAUUUUGUCUAUGAAAAACUGGUUCGUGUUUCUGUUUAUUUGAUCAGUUGGGUUAAAUAAGUCUCUUCAUUUUGCAAUAAGAAAAAAAGGAAAACUAUGUCAGCAAUUGCCUGAAAAAUAUAUUUUAAAGCAGGAGCUCUGAUAAUGGCACUAGAAAAUGGUGACUCAGAGGAAAGAAACAUAAAAUUAUUUUAAUUCAAGGCUUAGCCGUGCUUAAAUCUGAGGUCUUUGAAGGCAGCAUGCUUGCCGCCGUCAUCAUCUUCCUGCCUUUCCUUACAAAAGGAUUGAAAAUAACAGUUGUUACAUAGCAAGUGUGCUAAAUGCAUGUCCACAGUGCACAAUUACAACAAUAUACAUGGGGGAGUGUACAUUAUCCUCCCACCACACAAUGGAGAGACAGUGGAGGGUAACCUCAUGAGAUUGCAGGAUUUUACAUAAUACACCAUCACGACUCCUGUUUUCUCCGUGUUUUGAACAAUGUGUUUUAACAAAUUUGACAACACCAUCUAUUCUGCAUAAAACCUCUAGAUCAUCUGUCCUGAUAAAGUCAAAACAGUCAAAACUUACGUAUAUUUUAGAAAACACACGAAGAUAGUAUGAAACAAAUCAAUUAAACUUGACCUUUUACAGAAAGAGCCUUUUAAAUUACUGUCAAAACCAGAUACAUUUAUAAGUGAAUGAUGACUUAACAUAUAUUACUGAUCUGUCCAGAAGCAUGUCAGUAUCUAUAGUUAUGUUCACACAACAGAUUUUUCUGGGCACAAAAAAUUAUUUUCAAACAGGAAUGUGUCCAUAGGCAACACAAAAAAGGGAUGCAGGAAAUGUGAGUGAGCUCUGUGGAAGCUAACAUAACCGGUAAAGAAGUUGGAUCUCUUCCAACUUCCAAAUAAUAUCUUUAUUCA
Molecule: messenger RNA, 8852 nt
Organism: Xiphophorus couchianus (Monterrey platyfish)
Lineage: Eukaryota; Metazoa; Chordata; Actinopteri; Cyprinodontiformes; Poeciliidae
Product: metabotropic glutamate receptor 4-like
Exons: 12
Coding region: 3417-6134 (905 amino acids)
Biological process (GO): G protein-coupled receptor signaling pathway
Cellular component (GO): membrane
Molecular function (GO): G protein-coupled receptor activity
Source: RefSeq, a predicted model, not a curated record